Molecule: messenger RNA, 2229 nt
Organism: Klebsormidium nitens
Lineage: Eukaryota; Viridiplantae; Streptophyta; Klebsormidiophyceae; Klebsormidiales; Klebsormidiaceae
Source: the annotation of a GenBank genome assembly
UUAGGGUAGCGGUAGUACCAGGAAUAUGGCCGAAUAUACUGGUUUACAGUAAGAACACGGUAUUUGUGCAGACUAGUAGUAAUAGCGAAGUGAGCAAAGCAGCACUGGUGAAGCCGCAGUCGCGACUCGCACCAUGGCAGCACAGGCUUGAAGGAAACUCUCCAUGCUGCUUAAACUUAUUAAGUGCUUUCAAAGUUGGUCCCGACUCCCACUCCAGCUGGCCUCAUUGUCCACUAGCUGUCCUUCGAGUGGCUCCAUACUUUGUCGUCCUCUGAUCCUGGUCCAGGAUGUGGCGGGCUUGAAACAAUGCAGAACGUUGACUGAGAAAGCAAUGUGAUUGCUGCCAGGCGAGCUGCUGUGACAUUCGAAAGGAGGAUAAAGAGAGCGCAUUGCCUGCCGACGUUGUUAGCGGAGGGCUCCUCAGAAAAGAUGGUCGCAGCCUCGACCUCGCAGUCAGUGCUACGGAGCUGGCAGGUCGGGAAUCCCUCUGUGCCCCGCUCAAAGGCAAAUGCGGCACACGUCAGCAAAAUUUGCUGCAUCCUCAAAAAGGCCAAUGCAAGCCAGCCCUUCGGCUUCCAGAACCCCACAGGCCUUCCCCACUCUCUGGCUACCCGCAGCCACUGCCAUCUCCGGCGUGAGUCUUUCCAUGUCAGGUGCUCGAAUGCCGCCGAAGCUGUGGCUGCAAAGCAACAUCCGGCCAAGAAGCACCAUGACAAGAGGCAUGAACACCACAAGGCCACCGAGGACGUCGGUAUCAUUGAGUGGUUGAAGGAAAAUGGGGCGGAGCAGCCACAGGUUGCUUUGAAGGACAAGAAGGUCCAUGGGCAAAACGAGCGCCCUAUUCAUGUCCUUGUGGCAGCAGAGGACCUGAAAGCCGGCCACAAGGCGCUGUCCAUUCCGGACAAUCUGGUCGUCACACUUGAACGCGUGCUUGGCGAUGAGAACGUUGCGGAGCUCCUGACAACCAACAAGCUGUCGGAGCUGGCGUGCUUGGCCCUGUACCUUAUGUAUGAGAAGAAGCGGGGGAGGGAGUCGUUCUGGUUCCCAUUCAUCCGGGAGCUGGACAGGCAGAGGGGACGGGGACAGGCGGCUGUCGAGUCGCCGCUGCUCUGGUCAAAGGACGAGGUCGACGCGUACUUGCAAGGGAGUCCAAUGAAGCAAAUUGUGGCGGAGCGGUUGAUUGGCAUCGAGCGGGAAUACAACGAGUUGGACACAGUGUGGUUCAUGGCGGGCAGCCUGUUCCAGGAGUACCCGUUUGACAUCCCCACCGAGGCCUUUACCUUCCAGAUCUUCAAGCAAGCGUUUGCUGCGGUCCAGGCGUCCGUAGUGCACCUGCAGGGCGUCAACCUGGCCAAGCGCUUUGCGUUGGUGCCGCUCGGCCCGCCGCUGACGUCGUACAAGAGCAAUUGCCGGGCAAUGCUCAAGGCGAACGCGGGGCACGUGGAGCUGGAGGUUGACCGGGACUACGAACAAGGGGAGCCCAUCGUGGCCUGGUGCGGGCCGCAGCCCAACGUGAAGCUGUUCUUGAACUACGGCUUUGUGGACGAGGAUAACCCGUACGAUCGGCUCACUGUGGAGGCCGCUCUCGACACCAAGGAUCCGCUGUACCAGCAGAAGAAGGCCAUCGUGCAGAAGAACGAGAAGAUGCGCGUGCAGGCUUUCCAGAUCUACCGCAACAAGGAGAUGGCUGCGGUGUACGAGAUGUUGCCGUACGUCCGCUUGGCGCACGUGGUCGAAGAGGAGGCGCUGGAGGACGUCAUCUUCGCCAAGGGGCCCAUCUGCCCCGUGAGCCCCUGCAACGAGAGGGCCGUGUUGAACCAGAUUCGGGAUUAUACCGUUGAGCGCAUGGCAGGCUACGCCACGACCAUCGAGGAGGACAACAAAGUGAUUGGGGACGACAAAGCACCUCCAAAGAAGCGAGUCGCCUCGAAGUUACUAAAGCUAGAAAAGAAGAUCCUCAGGAACUUCUUGGCAGCUGUCGACGAGUUGAUUAACGAACUGCCAGAUGGGUCGGAUAUCCCAUGCCAGGGAGUGUUCCCCCCAAUCUUUAAGUAGCAUUGAUCUGUCCAUUGGUUUCUGAAAGGAUCACAUCCAACAGUUUGCUAACUUCCCAGAAGCCUCGGAAAUCAUAGGGUGAUACUGAGCCUGCAAAGUGCAGUGCUAUACCAUCUUUUUGGAUUCCUGCAUGAAUUUGGUGUCAUAGUAAGCUCUUGUGCCUAUAGUAGUCAG